AAGUUAACGAAGGGAGUCCACAGAAGAGAAAAUCUUGUGUGGUUUUUUUUUUCUUUUCUAUUUUUCGGAGCUGGGGACUGAACCCAGGGCCUUGCGCCUGAUAGGCAAGUGCUCUACCACUGAGCUAAAUCCCCAACCCAGAAGAGAAAAUCUUAACUACCACUUGAGUGGCUUUUCUAUCCCAUAGUAGAAGUUUGUUCUCUGGUGGAACUUUUGGGGUCACUUAAGUAUACUAUCAUAUCAUCCUCAGAUAGAGAUCUUUUGACUUCUUGCUGUCCAAUUUGUAUUCUUUUGACCACCUUUUGUUCUCUGAUUGCUCUGGCUAGAACUUCAAGUACUAUAUUAAAUAAGUAGAGAAAGAGUGGGCAGCCUUGUCUAGUCCCUGAUUUUAGUGGGGUUGCUUCAAAUUUCUCUCCAUUUAGUUUGAUGUUAAGUACUGGUUUACUGUAUAUGGCUUUUACUAUGUUUAGGUAUGGGCCUUGAAUUCCUGAUCUUUCCAGGACUUUUGUCAUGAAGGGGUGUUGAAUUUUGUCAAAUGCUUUCUCAGCAUCUAAUGAAAUGAUCAUGUGGUUUUUAUCUUUGAGUUUGUUUAUAUAGUAGAUUGUGUUGACGGAUUUCCGUAUAUUGAAACAUCUCUGUGUCCCUGGGAUGAAGCCUACUUGAUCAUGAUGGAUGAUCAUUUUGGUGUGUUCUUGGAUUCGGUUUGCAAGAAUUUUAUUGAGUAUUUUUGCAUUGAUAUACAUAAGGGAAAUUGGUCUGAAGUUCUCUUUGUUGGGUCUUUGUGUGGUUUCGGUAUAAGAGUAAUUGUGGCUUCAUAGAAGGAAUUUGGUAGUGCUCCGUCUGUUUCUAUUUUGUGGAAUAGUUUGAACAGCAUUGGCAUGAAGGUCUGAUAGAAUUUUGCACUAAACCCAUCUGGUCCUGGGCUCUUUUUGGUUGGGAGACUUUUAAUAACUGCUUCUAUUUCUUUAGGAGUUACAGGGUUGUUUAGAUGGUUUAUUCCUGACUUAACUUUGGUACAUGUCAUUCGUCUAGAAAACUGCGCAUUUCCUCCAGAUUUUCCAGAUUUGUUGAAUAUAGGCUUUUGUAGUAGUAUCUGAUGAUUGUUUGAAUUUCCUCUGAUUCUGUUGUUAUGUCUCCCUUUUCAUUUCUGAUUUUGUUAAUUUGGAUACUCUGUCUGUUCCCUCUGGUUAGUCUGGCUAAGGGUUUAUCUAUCUUGCUGAUUUUCUUUUCUUUUUUUUUUUUUUUUUUUGGUUCUUUUUUUUCGGAGCUGGGGACCGAACCCAGGGCCUUGCGCUUCCUAGGCAAGCGCUCUACCACUGAGCUAAAUCCCCAGCCCUCUUGUUGAUUUUCUUAAAGAACCAGCUCCUGGUUUUGUUAAUUCUAUGGUCCUUUUUGUUUCUACUUGGUUGAUUUCAGCUCUGAGUUUGAUUAUUUCCUGCCUUCUACUCCUCCUGGGUGUAUUCGUUUCUUUUUAUUCUUGAGCUUUUAGGUGUGCUGUCAAGCUGCUAGUGUAUGCUCUCUCCAGUUUCUUUUUGCAGGCACCCAGAGCUAUGAGUUUUCCUCUUAGCACUGCUUUCAUUGUGUCCCAUAAGUUUGGGUAUGUUGUAUCUUCAUUUUCAUUAAAUUCCAAGAAGUCUUUAAUUUCUUUAUUUCUUCCUUGACCAAAUUGUCAUUGAGUAGAGCAUUGUUCAACUUCCACAUAUAUGUGGGCUUUCUGUCAUUAUUGUUGUUGUUGAAGACCGGCCUUAGUCCAUGAUGAUCUGAUAGGAUGCAUGGGAUACUUCUCUCUUCCUGUAUCUGUUGAGACCUGUUUUGAUCAAUUGUGCAGAAGGUACCAUUGGGUGCUGAGAAGAAGGUAUAUCCUUUUGUUUUAGGAUCUAAUGUUCCAUAAAUAUGUUAAAUCCAUUUGGUUCAUAACUUCUUUUAGUUUUUCUAUGUCUCUGUUUAAUUUCUGUUUCCAUGAUCUGUCCAUUGAUGAGAGUGGGGCAUUGAAAUCUCUUACUGUUAUUGUGUGAGAUACAAUGUGUGAUUUGAGCUUUAGUAAGGUUUCUUUUAUGAAUGUAGGUGCCCUUGCAUUUGGAGCAUAGAUAUUUAGGAUUGAGAGUUCAUCUUGGUGGAUUUUUCCUUUGCUGAAAAUUAAGUGUCCUUAUCUUUUUUAAUGACUUUUGGUUGAAAAUCGAUUUUACUUGAUAUUAGAAUGGCUACUCCAGCUUGUUUGUUUGUUUUGUUUGGUUUUGUUUUUGGACCAUUUGCUUGGAAAAUUGUUUUCCAGUCUUUUACUCUGAAGUAGUGUUGUCUAUGUUGUGUGUUUCCUGUAUGCAGCAAAAUGCUGGAUCCUCUCUACGUAUCCAUUCUAUUAGUCUAAGUCUUUUUAUUGGGGAAUCGGAUGUUAAGAGAUAUUAAGGAAUAGUGAUAGUUGCUUCCUGUUAUCUGUGUUGUUAGAGGUGGAAUUAUGUUUUUGGUUUUGUUACAAGGAGAUUAUUUUCUUGUUUUUUCUAGGGUUUACUUUUCCUCCUUGUGCUGGAGUUUUCCAUCUAUUAUCCUUUGUAGGGGUGGAUUUGUGGAAAGAUAUUGUGUAAAUUUGGUUUUGUCAUGGAAUAUCUUGAUUUCUCCAUCUAUGUUAAUUGACAGUUUUGCUGGAUAUAGUAGCCUGGGCUGACAUUUGUGUUCUUAGGAUCUGUAUGACAUCUGCCAGGCCUUCUGGCUUUCAUAGUCUCUGGUGAGAAGUCUGGUGUAAUUCUGAUAGGUCUGGCUUUAUAUGUUACUUGAACUUUUUCCUUUACUGCUUUUAAUAUUCCUUUUUUUGUUUUGUGCAUUUGGUGUUUUGACUAUUUUGUGACAGAAUUUCUUUUCUGGUUCAAUUUAUUUGGAGUUCUGAAUGCUUUUUGUAUGUUUAUGGGCAUCUCUUUCUUUAGGUUAGGAAAGUUUUCUUCUAUAAUUUUGUUGAAGAUAUUUACUGGUCCUUUGAGCUGGGAGUCUUCACUCUCUUCUAUACCUAUUAUCCUUAGGUUUGAUCUUCUCUCUGUGUCCUGGAUUUCCUGGACAUUUUGGGCCAGGAGCUUUUUGCAUUUCACAUUAUCUUUGACAGUUGUGUCAAUGUUUUCUAUUGUAUCUUCUGUCCCUGAGAUUCUCUCUUCUAUCUCUUGUAUUCUGUUGGUGAUGCUUGCAUCUAUGACUCCUGAUCUCUUCCCUAAGUUUUCUUUUUCCAUGAUUGUCUCCUUUUGUGCUUUCUUUAUUGUUUCUAUUUCCAUUUUUAAAUCCUGGACUUUUUUUUCAAUUCCUUCAUCUGUUUGGUUGUAUUUUCCUGCAAUUCUUUCAGGGAUUUUUGUGUUCCCUCGUUAAGGGCUUCUACUUGUUUACUUGUGUUGCCCUGUAUUUCUUUAAGGGAGUUAUUUAUGUCCUUCUUAAAGUCCUCCAUCAUCAUCAUCAAAUGUGAUUUUAAAUCUAAAUCUUGAUUUUCUUGUGUGUUUAGAUAACCAGUAUUUGCUUCGAUGGGAGAACUGGGCUCUGAAGAUGCCAAGUAGUCUUGGUUUCUGUUGCUUAGAUUCCUGCACUUGGCUCUCGCCAUCAGGUUGUCUCUGGUGCUAGCUUGUCUUGCUGUUUCUGACAGUGGUUUGGCCCUUCUGUAGGCCCGUGUGUCAGCACUCUGGUAGAACUGUUUUCCUGCUUUCUUUCAGUCAUUUCUGGGAACAGAGUGCUCUGCUCUCAGGUGUGUAGGCGCUCCUGGUGAAUGUCUUUCAGUUCUCAUAGCAGGCAGGAAUCGGAAGGGUCCUGCCCCUGACUGCUCCUAGGUCUCUGUGCCCAGGGGGCACAGAUGGCACUAGGUGAUUCCCUCUUGGGUGGGGAAUGUGGGCCCCAAGUCUGCUUUCUUAAAGAACCCAGGACCACUAGCCCAGGUGAUGGCAACACGUACAGCAGGCUCCACCCUGCCCCCCAUCAAUCACUAACCAAGAAAUAAACGCUUUACAGUUAGAUCUUAUAGAAGCAUUUUUCUCAAUUGAGAUUCCCUGCCUUCAGAUAACACCGGCUUGCGUCAGUGAUGUAAGAUUAGUCAGCCUGAUAACCAAUCAAAAGGCUCAUCCCUAGGAAGACCAAUUCUCCCUCUCUCAGCACUUGCUAAUUGCUUGUAGCUCUUUCAUAAAACAUAAACUUGACAGUAAACAAAUCUCUAGCAUGUAUUCAAACUCACAGAGAUUAAACUACUCAUUAUCGAAUGAUGAAUCGGUCACAGAAGAAACCAAGAGAAACGUAUUUCCUAUUAACUAAAUUGAAAUGAGAACACAAUCCAAGAAAACUUUUAACUGCCUCUAGAUCUACAUGGAGGGGUGAUGUGGGCAAGGUCUCACCUGCUGGAACGAAAGUGGCCUCUCUAGCUGGUUUUUGACGUAGAAGAUUCUACACAUGCGCAGUAACCACCUUCCUUGCUGGCACACAGGUCCGCUCUCCACGUUGAAUGUGCGCCCACACCUGGCACGAGCCUGGCACCCGCUUGUUUGUAUUUACCAGCGUUGCUUGGCUACCGCUUUGCCAACUGCACCUGCAGUUGACAGCUACUGUAUCAGCACGGAGAUUCCCUACUAUGACCUUGUGGGGAGACUUGGCCCUGGGCUUUUUUUGAUAUCGAAAUCUUUAGGAGCUGGAUUACUAUACGCUUCUGUUCUGCGUUUAGGGGGCGUCAUUUUAGCAUAGUCUUUUAUUUGGGUUUGGGGAUGUGGGAGAAGCUUAACAGGAGGGAAGGGGCCUUCGAAGCAGACAUUUACCAUGCAGAUGCUCUUCCACAAAAAACAAAGGACGCCCCUGGGCUUCUGUGAUGGCCUGGAUAAUGUCUUCGUGGGCUUUGGGAGCAAGGAUGAGAAAGGUUGUCGACCGCCCAAAUACCAUGCCAGCUAUGCACCUUAUUACCCAAUCCACAAGGCUGCAAGCAUGGGUGAUGUGAACACAGUAAAGAGCUUCGUCGAACGGGGAGUUUUCGCAAUGGAACAAACAGAUUGGAAGUACAGGACUGCUCUGCACUUUGCCUGUGUCUAUGGCCAUCCAGAGGUGGUGACUCUCCUGGUGGAAAGCAGCUGUGAGAUCAGUCCCAAGGACAUUAAAGAUGCCACACCUCUAAUUAAGGCCUCCCAGUGCAGACAAACGGAAUGCCUCAAUAUUCUCUUGAAGCAUGGCGCUGACCCAAACAUUAUGGACUGCAGUGACAAUACUGCCCUGCACUACGCUGUCUACAACGGGGACAUCGAAACAGCCACUAAGCUGCUUGAAUACAAGGCCAACAUCGAAGCGAUAAACGAGAACAAGAUCACACCGCUUUUGCUUGCUCUGAAACAAAACAAGGAGAAGAUGGCAGAAUUCUUAAUCCACAACGGAGCAAACGCAAAGACAUGUGACUUCCUGGGAAGAAGCAGCCUUAUGUAUGCUGUAAGAUGUGGGUCAGAACUUAUCAUCAAGCUGUUGCUUCAAAGAGAUAUCGACACCUUUAAGCAAGAUGUUUUUGGAUGGACAGCUAAGCGUUAUGCUGUUGAGAGUAAAAGCAGAGUUAGGAAGCUCCUCAUCGACUAUGAUGAAGAGGAGCUGAGACAGCGAUGCUCUGAGAUUACCAGAAAAGAUGCUUGCACAAGGCCCAUCCUGCCUACCGUGAAAGUGAAGGAUUCUCCUCGGAGCGAAGCAGUGGAAAAGGCAGAGGCAAGACCAUCCAAGUCAGAGAGCAACGAGGAGGACACUUGCACAACGCCCACCCUGCCUACCACGAAAGUGAAAGACCCUUCUCAGAGUGAAGCAGUAGAAAAGGCAGAGGCAAGACCAUCAAAGUCAGAGAGCGCCGAGACAGAUGCUUGCCCAACGCCUAACACCCAAGUGGAAGAUUUCUCUCAAAAUGUGGCAGCAGAAGAGGCAGGGGCACACCCAUCAAGGUCAGAACCAGGCUUAGGAGUGUCCUCAGAGAAAAAAGCAAACACGUCUGACCAUAAUGAAAAUAGCCGGUCACUGGACAGUCAUAACUCUGGGGACCAAGAGGAAAACAGCAAAGACAUCACAAAAAGAAGAGUGCUGGAUUUGUCAGCAGAGGUAGUCAUCGAAGUGUCUUCAGAAGAGGAACAGAAGGGAGACGAUAAGGAUGGUGAUGACGGUGAUGAUGAGGAUGGUGAUGACGGUGAUGAUGAGGAUGGUGAUGACGGUGAUGAUGACGAUGGUGAUGACAGUGAUGAUGAGGAUGGUGAUGAAGACAAAGAUGGCGCUGGACACCAGAAACAUAUGGAAGAAGAAUCACAGCAGCCUGCAGGGAAAAGUAACCAAGAGAAUCCUUCCCAUAAGCCGUCCGCAUUCCAGGAAGGUAAAGAUACAGCUGAGGACUCUGAGGAUGUCACAACAGAGCAACCCUUGGGAAAAGAUGAGGAGCCCAAGUCACAGAGAGAUUCAGAUUCAGAUAGGACCACUGAGGAAGAAGCAACAAAGGAGCCAUUAGGACAAGAUAAGACACCCAUAUCACGGACAGUCGAAGAUUCGCCUGAGGACUCUGAGGAAGAAGCAAGGAAACAACCAGUAGAAAAAAGUAACAAAGAGAGCCAUUGUCAGAAAACAAAUAAUGAUAAGAAGUUUUCACAGAUACUUGAAGAUUCAAGUAUGGAGUCUGAGGAAGAAGCGCCAGAGCAGCCAGUGGAGAGAAGUAACCAAGGGAGCCCUUAUAAGAAGUCCAUAUUGCAGAAAUCAGAAGAUUCAAGUGGAGACUCUGAGGGUAUUUUUGAGUGUCUUACCAAGAAGGGUAUCAGUCAUUUACAUGGUGCUUCAGGUCAAACUGGAGAUCAACACAUUAAAGAAUCUCCAAAGAAGUGUCUUCUCUUUAAGCCCACCACUGAAAUGAAUGACUCGGGUCCUAAAAAUGCAUUAGAAAUGACAGAUGCGCAAGCAUUACCAUCAGAAAAUUCAGAUUUAGAAGUGACAUCAUCAGAAAGCGAAAAAAGUCAGAGUGAUAGUACGAUUAAUUCACCAUUGACUGUAUUUAAGUACCUUCCAAGGAAGGAAGAGAAUGCUUAUUUAACUGGAAGUACACUUCUACAAGGACAACAUACAGCAACUGGACAAAUGAAAGCAGAGUCAGAGGCUGAAGACACAUCAACAGAAGAGGCAAGAAGUGAUGAUGGCAGCGAAAGUACCCAGGCUUUUAGUAUCUCUGAGACAUAUGGAUUAAAGAAGAUUUUGGGUUAUUUACGGAGGAUAUCAGACCAACAAGCACAAAAGGUGGCCACUGGAAGAAUGACUGCAGAAGUCAAGAAAAUGAUGUCCAGAGACGAGCAAAGCCACAGUGAAAGCAGUGUGAGCGACCACUCAUGGACUUUCUCAGAUCUGCCACAGAGGGUAGACGUGAAUCCUUUGAUUAGAAGCAGAGAUCAGAUGGGAGAAAAUACGGCAAGAGGAGAACUGAAAGGCAAGGGAGUGACAGCCAUAGGAAAGCUCAGAAGGCCCAGCAGCAGGGCAAGUGUGGACUCACUGUCUACGUCUGAGCGUCCUUCUCAGGAGCAAGCUGUGGGUCAUAUGUCAGAGACUGCAGAUCCAAGAAGAGAAAAUACCGGAAAGGGUGAAAUGAAAGUAUUUUCAGAUUUUUCAAAGGAAAGUCCUCCUCAGCUCAAGCCUACCGUUAAAAGGAAAAGUUCGUUUCUAAACAGAGCAGUGGCAAAGAGGCAGGAAAGGUCGUGGGAACCAGCAGAACCUGACAAAGAAUUGACAUCAACAGAGGAGCAAAAGAAACGUGCAAUUAGUGAAAGGUCCGAGUCGCUGCAGAAGGAAGAUGUGGAACAUUUAACUGGAGCUGGAGGUCAAGGAAGAGAAAAUCAGGCAAGAUACACAAUGGGAGCUCUACGCAAAGAAGUGACAGAAGAAAGGAGGAGACAUGAUAGUCAGAAAAAUUUUCAGUCAUUGGUUAUCCCCAAGCCUCAUCCACUGAGUGAGGAUAUUAUCUGUUUAACCGGGAUUCCUGUUCAAGAAAGAGAAAAUAAAUUUAAUAUGGAAACAAAAGCAGUAUCAAGCACUGAAGUGACAUCCACAGAAGAGCACACAACAGAUAACAGCUUUGGAAGCACAGACUCAAUGCUUAUGUCCGAAUGUCUUCUACAGAAGAAAGAUGUGAACCAUUUACCUUGGAUUGUAGAUGAAAGAACAAAAGCUAUUAUAAGUGGAGCCAUGAAAGGAUCUCCAAAGGAAUAUCCUCCUCAAUUCAAGGAAAGGAGAAGUGUGUUUGGAUACACAGCAGUAGUCGGCACGCAUGCAAACACCAACGAAUCAGAAGAAUCAGGCAAGGAAGAAACAUCAGUGGAAGGGCUCACAAGGCAUGGGAGCCUCCAAAGUAUACAGUCCUGGACGACCUCUGAGACUUUUUCAAAGGAGAAUGACGUGGUUCAUUUGGCUAGGAUUACGGAUGAAAGACCAGAAAAUAUCACAAAUGCGGAAGUGAAAGCAAUUCCAGACAAAGAAAUAAUAUGGUCAGAACAACAAAGACAUGACAACCAUGGAAAUGCUCGUUCAUUGACUACCUCUGAGACUUCUACAUAUAUGGAAGAUGUAGUCUCUUUUUCUGUGACUACAGAUCGAUUACUAGAAAAUAUGGCAAAUGCAGAAACUAAAGCAAAGCCAGCCAAUAAAGUGAUAUCCACAGAAGGACAAACAAGGGCUUACAACAAGGAAAGACCAGGGAAGGAAGAUGUGUGCCAUUUAGCUGUGUCUAUAGAAAAGAGAAGUGAAGCUUUGACGCGUGGUGAAACGGAAGAUUUAUGCAAAGAGGCAUCAUUAACAAAAGAACAAAGAAGACACAGUAUCCAUGGGUGUGUUCAGACACUGAUGAUCUGUGAACCUUUCCCACAGCAGAAGAACGUGAGCCAUUUAGGCGUGAGUACAGAUCAAAGGAUAGAAAGCAAAGGAACCAGAGAAAUGAAAGCAAAACCAGACAGAGGAAUUAUGACAUCAACUAAAGAACAAAGAAGACGGGAGAGCACGGAAAAACUGAGGAGACCGGCUAAUUCUGAACGUCUUCCACAGAAAAGCAUUGUCAAUCACUUAGUUGCAAGUGAACAUCAAAGAAAAGAAAAUAUGACAAAUGGUGAAAAAGAAGCUACAAACACAGAAAUGGCAUCAACAGACAAGCCUAGGAAGAGUAAUGAGAAUGAAAAAGUCCUAACUUUGAUCAUUUCUGCACUUCGUUCAACAAGAGAUAAUCCGGGUCACUUAGACAACACUGUGCAUCAAAGAAAAGAAAAUGAUACAAGUCUAGAAAUGAAUGCAGAACCAGGGGAAGUAGUAAAAUCAACAGAGAAACAGCGAAAGCAUGACAGCCAGGAAGAAGUUCAGUCAUUGAUAAUCUCUGAGUGCCUUCCACAGAAGCAUGAUACGAUUGAUUUAGCUCUUACUACAGAUCAAAGAAGACAAAAUAACACUACCAUAGAGAAGAAAGGUCCAUGCUACGAAGAGACAUCAACAGAAGAUGAUCAAAACUGUGAUAGCCAUAUCGUCUCUGAGCCCCUCGCACAGAAAGAUAUUGCUCAUUUACCUGAGAUUGCAGAUCAGAGAGGAGAAAAUGUGGCAAGUGGACGAACGAAAGAAAAACCAAACUUGUAUGUGAAAUCCAGAGACCAGAAUGGGGGAAAUGGCAGUGAGAACAGCCAGCCAUUGCUAAAGCAAAAAAGGAAAACAGGACUCAGCAACAAGAUGGACGCAGUGGGAAAGUCAUCUUAUGACAACACUACUGCUGGUGCUGCUGGUGGUGAUGGUGAUAAUGCAGCUGCUAUUUCUUAUAAUGGUGUAAAAGAUGGAGUCACCCAACAAAUGCAUUAUGGGAAGGCUUGUGACCAUCAAUUUUCUGUUACCCAAAGAGAGCAUGUUGGGCUGAAUAAGAAAACAUCCGACGGAAAGAAUAAGGCUCUAAAAUACAUGGAUUCUAUGGAUGACCAGUUAUCCGAAUCCCUCUCUGAGGACGAUGAUUUGCCUGAUUAUGACAACAUACUGAUGAUAGUUAACCAACUUCAAAUGAACUAUAAAGAUUCUGGGAAACCAUUGGAAAUCCAGGACGCAGUUCAAUCGUAUAAAAUGAUAAUGGAACGGAACCAAAGUCACUCAGAAUUGCUUAUCGAGAAAAGUAAGAGCAAGAGAAACCAAGGUAGCGAAGCGCUGAGGAAGCCACGAGGGACGGAAAAGGCAGAACUGCAACUCGGAAGCAAAAACGAAGAGCAGCAACUAGAUCUCAUUGAUGUGGGAUCGGCUGAAAAACAAGAAGUGCAACAAAGAAAUGCCGAUAGUUGCUAUGAAAAAAUGAAGAAACAAUUAACUGAAAAGGAGCAACAGUACACAAGAGAAAAGCAACAAUUUGAACUGCGCCUCAGAGCACAAGAUAUGGAGUUGCAGCGUCUCAGAAAUGAUAUAAAUAAGUUGAAAGAAGCACAGCGUCCAGAGACAGAGGCCGAACACGGCGACAGCAAGAUGAAGGAACACCUGCAAAAGGUUGAACAUGAAGUUUCCAAGUUAGUAGAAACCAUCAAAAAGCAAACAGAGACAAUAGAGCAGCUUGAGAGAAAGCCACCAAGUGAAGACAGGACAUUGGUAGGAACUGGCAAUCUGACACAAGCAGGACAAGAGUUCUCCAAUGCUAACAGAGAAAUGUAUACUUCUUCAGUGAUGAACCAGCUGGAACUCAGAAUUCAACAUUUGGAAAGGGCAUUCUCUGAAAUGAAGGCCCAAGCACGUGAGGAUGAUAUGGUGCUGGAAAAGUAUAUCAAAAUUUUUCAGUCACAUAAACUGAUGGAGACUGAAGCUAAGCUGAAGGAGGUCAAGACCCAGUUCGUCUUGCUGAAUCAGCACAACACAGCAUUACUCAGCAUGCUGAGCUCCGCGAUUGCGUCCGAGGGCCCCCGCAUGGCAAAUUUUCACAGGGAACUGGCACGCCUCUUUACCCAAGAGAACACGCUGAUUCCCACUUCAGACCCUCAGCCUUCAAAUCAGUCCGUAACUGCUCACCUGGAUGCGCCCGAGCUGCAUCAAAAAAGGAAAUGUCUGGAAUCUGCUAAAGAGAAAACUCCAAGUAAAAACUGUUUUAAACCAACAAAAACAUCAACUGCGUAUGAAAAUGGAGAUCAUAGUUUCUCUGAACUUUCGAAUGCCAGGCAAUUUGAAAUGAAUAUUCCAACUGAUGAACCACAACAUAAGAUAACAAGAGAAGACCAGGAAACUUUCGAUAAUGUACUAGGGAACCACAAUGCCUUGUUCAUAAACCCGUGGGAAUUCAGGUGUACAAAUCUGGAGUCGGAACACUCAGACAGAACAACUCAUCUAGACUUAUAUAAAGCAGAAUCAAAACAGUGUAAGGAUCCCUGUCUAGAAUGGGUAGCAAUGACGAAUUCAUCAUCUCAAGGACGACGAAGGUCUAAGCACAGACAAGAUAGGUCCAUGAGGAGGAAAUUUAAUAAAGUGGAGUCUUAUAGUUCUGCACUGAAUAUGUGCGUGAUGAACUCUGCCCCAGGGUUUGAAUCUGGACAACUCUACAACAGUUUGGGAUACAGUAGAGAUUUCCUGCAAAGGGAACCCUUGAUGACAAGCUCGAGGUCACAGCCCUUUGAGAGCUCAUUGAGCUACCUAAACAGGAUGAAAGCGGGAAAUGGAGAAACUUUCCAUGACGUACUUAAAACCCAAAAUACUUCAUUCAACAGUCCACAGGAAUUGUCAUUCACAAAUCUGCAACCCGAAUGGCCAGAAGAAAUGGCCUGUCAAACUUCAUAUAAAGCUAAACCAAAACCACAUGAAGAUUCCUAUCCAGAAAGGUUAGAGAAGAGAAAUUCUCCACCCCCUGAACAGCUAAAGUUUAAGGAGAGGCAAGAUGGGGUCGUGAGGAAGGCUUUUGGUGAAAUGGAGGCAAAUGGAUCUGCACCUAAUGUGUACACCCCAAGCCCUGUUGCAGGCCUGACUGCUUCUGGGUGUUUCUACAACAAUUCAGGACACAGCAGAAGAAUCAGGGAAAGAGAAUCCUUGAUCCCAAGCUUGGGACCACAGCGCACAGCUGAGAGUGUGGUGAGCUUUGCAAGCAGGGGAAGAAAAGAAAAUCCACAAACUUCUUAUGACAACGUAGGAAACCAUAAGGCCUCACACAUAAAGUCACAGAUAUCCACAGUUUCAAACCUGCAGUCCAAAUGCCCAGAAUUAACUCAUCAAACCUCAUAUAACGCAGAACCAAACCACUAUGAGGAUCCAUAUGCUGAAAGGAUAGAAAUGACAAAGCUGUUGACUUAUGACCAACUAAGGUCUAAGGACAGGAGAAAUGAGUCCAUGAGGAGGAACGUUGAUAAAAUGGAGGCUUAUAGUUCUGUGCCAAACAUGUUUACAAAGACAAGCCCUGCUCCAGGGUUUGGAUCCGAACAACCCUACAGCAAUUUAGAACACAGCAUGCAAAGAGAAGCCAAGAAGCCAAGCUCCAGGCCAUGGCACUUUAUGGAGAGUCUGGAUAGCUACCUAAGCAGGACUUGGCAGCAAUUAUAUGACCAGUCCUAGAGAAGACAAAGAUGGUACGCUUCUGAAAUGCACAAAUUAAGCUUAAUCAGGUCUGGAGUAAGUUAUCAUAAAUUAUAAAUGGCUUCAAUUCCCUUUGAUCUGUUGAUAUAUUCUGCAUUAAAUAUUUUUGUUGCACACACAAAAUAAAAGAUGUGAAAAUGUGAA
Rattus norvegicus (Norway rat) is the source of this 12678-nucleotide messenger RNA. NCBI's taxonomy places the organism in Eukaryota, Metazoa, Chordata, Mammalia, Rodentia, Muridae. The record is from RefSeq and is a predicted model, not a curated record.